AUGGAGGCAGCGGCGAAAGGGAGGGAUGGCGAGGAGGAGGCGGAGCACGGGAAGAAGGUGCCGUUCACGGGGCUGUUCCGGUACGCCGACGGCACGGACCUGCUGCUGAUGCUGAUGGGCACCCUGGGCGCGCUGGCAAACGGCGUGUCGCAGCCGGUCAUGAUCAUCAUCUUCGGCGAUCUCGUCGACGCCUUCGGCGGCGCCACCACCGCCAACGACGUCCUCAACCGCGUCAACAAGUCAGUUCUGAGCUUUGUCUACUUGGGUGCCGGAACAGCAGUAGUCUCCUUUCUUCAGGUGUCAUGUUGGACGAUUACCGGCGAAAGGCAGGCGACGCGCAUUCGGUCUCUGUAUCUCAAAUCUGUCCUGAGACAGGAUAUAUCAUUCUUUGACACAGAAAUGACAACAGGAAAAAUAGUUUCAAGAAUGUCGGGUGAUACGGUGUUAGUUCAGGAUGCUAUCGGUGAGAAGGUUGGCAAGUUUCUACAACUUGUGGCUUCAUUCCUCGGGGGAUUUGCAGUAGCUUUUGUCAAAGGAUGGCUUCUAUCUCUUGUCAUGUUGGCAUGCAUACCCCCUGUUGUAAUUGCUGGAGGAGCAGUGUCAAAAGUGCUAUCCAAAAUCUCUAGCCGAGGACAAACAUCAUACGGUGAUGCAGGCAAUGUUGUAGAACAGACAAUUGGAGCAAUAAAAACAGUUGUCUCUUUCAAUGGCGAGAAGCAAGCCAUCGCUACAUACAAUAAACUCAUACACAAAGCAUACAAGACUACUGUGGAGGAAGGACUUACCAAUGGCUUUGGCUUGGGUUCUGUUUUCUUCAUAUUUUUCUCUAGCUAUGGUUUAGCCGUAUGGUACGGUGGGAAAUUGAUAUUUAGCAGAGGAUACUCAGGAGGUCAGGUCAUCACUGUAUUGAUGGCUAUCAUGACUGGGGCAAUGUCUUUAGGUAAUGCAACCCCAUGUCUUCCAGCCUUUGCAAGAGGACAAUCUGCCGCAUAUAGGUUGUUCACAACAAUCAAGAGGAAACCAGACAUAGAUCCUGAUGACAGAACAGGUAAGCAGUUAGAAGACAUCAGGGGUGAGGUUAAGCUAAAGGAUGUGUAUUUCAGCUACCCAGCAAGGCCUGAGCAACUGGUAUUUGAUGGAUUCUCAUUACAUGUGGCUAGUGGCACUACAAUGGCUAUAGUUGGAGAGAGUGGCAGUGGCAAGUCAACUGUGAUUAGUCUUGUAGAGAGAUUUUACGAUCCACAGGCUGGUGAGGUUUUGAUUGAUGGGAUGAAUAUCAGAAGUUUACGGCUUGACUCAAUAAGAGGGAAAAUUGGUCUUGUUAGCCAAGAGCCCUUGCUCUUUAUGACCUCAAUUAAAGAUAAUAUAACAUAUGGCAAAGAAAAUGCAACAAUAGAAGAGAUCAAGAGAGCUGCCGAGCUUGCCAACGCAGCAAAUUUCAUUGAGAAGUUGCCCAAUGGUUACGAUACAAUGGUUGGCCAGCGCGGUGCCCAGCUUUCAGGGGGACAAAAGCAAAGGAUUGCAAUUACAAGAGCAAUCAUUAAGAACCCAAAAAUACUAUUGUUAGAUGAGGCUACUAGCGCAUUGGAUGUGGGGUCAGAGAGGAUAGUUCAGGAGGCACUGAACAGAAUCAUGGUAGACAGAACUACCCUCGUGGUUGCACAUCGUUUAACUACUGUGAGGAAUGCUGAUUGCAUAUCAGUUGUUCAACAAGGAAAGAUAGUUGAGCAAGGUUGCCACGAUGAAUUAGUACUAGACCCAGAUGGUGCUUACUCUCAACUUAUUCGGCUUCAGGAAAGUCGUGAAGAAGAAGAGCAGAAAGUAGACAGUCGGAUGUCUGAUCCAAUGUCUAAAAGUACAAGCUUGUCAUUGAAGCGGUCGAUUAGUAGAAAUUCUUCUCAAAAUAGUAGUAGACAUUCUUUCACCCUCCCCUUUGGGCUGCCUGGCACAGUUGAAUUGACUGAAACCAAUGAUUCAAACGGGAAUAAUGAGAACAAGCAGGAUGGUGAUUGUGAGGUCCCAAAGAAAGCUCCCCUGGGACGGCUAGCACUUCUUAACAAGCCAGAGGUACCUAUUCUUCUGUUAGGAUCUAUAGCCGCAGGAGUUCAUGGAGUGCUUUUCCCAUUGUUUGGUGUGAUGAUUUCCAGUGCCAUUAAAACUUUCUAUGAGCCACCAGAGAAGCUCAAAAAGGAUUCUAGUUUUUGGGGUCUGAUGUGUGUUGUGCUUGGCGUCGUUUCGAUAAUCUCAAUACCAGUAGAAAUGUUCUUGUUUGGAAUAGCCGGAGGGAAGCUUAUAGAGCGCAUCCGCGCGUUGUCCUUUCGAAGCAUUGUACACCAAGAAGUUGCUUGGUUUGAUGAUCCUAAAAACUCCAGCGGAGCACUUGGUGCAAGACUGUCGGUUGAUGCUUUGAAUGUCCGGCGUUUAGUGGGAGAUAACUUGGGCUUAACAGUUCAGAUCAUUUCGACACUGAUCGCAGGAUUUAUCAUUGCUAUGGUUGCUGACUGGAAGCUCUCUUUUAUCAUACUGUGUGUGAUUCCAUUAGUGGGUCUUCAAGGAUAUGCCCAAAUGAAGUUCUUGGAGGGUUUCAGUCAAGAUGCUAAGAUGAUGCAUGAAGAUGCAAGUCAAGUGGCCACAGACGCAAUUAGUAGUAUCAGGACUGUAGCUUCUUUUUGUUCUGAGAAAAGAAUUACAAACAUAUAUGAUCAUAAAUGUGAAACGUCGAUGAAUCAAGGAGUCAGAACAGGAUUAAUUGGAGGCAUUGGGUUUGGUUUCUCAUUCUUAAUGUUGUACCUGACGUACGCCCUUUGUUUCUACAUUGGAGCGCAAUUCGUGCGCCAAGGCAAAUCAAAUUUUGGUGACGUUUUCCAGGUUUUCCUUGCACUUGUUAUAGCAACUACUGGAGUAUCUCAAACAAGUGCAAUGGCUACCGAUUCAGCAAAAGCAACAGAUUCAGCUAUCUCUAUAUUUGCUCUGCUGGACCGAAAUUCUGAAAUUGACUCAAGCAGCAGUGAGGGAUUGACAUUAGAUGAGGUCAAGGGAAACAUCGAUUUCCGACAUGUCAGCUUCAAGUACCCAACUCGCCCAGAUAUUCAAAUCUUCAGUGACUUUACCUUGCACAUUCCUUCUGGCAAGACUGUUGCACUUGUUGGAGAGAGUGGUAGCGGCAAGUCAACAGUAAUUGCAUUGUUGGAGCGAUUCUACAACCCUGAUUCAGGUACCAUCUCAUUAGAUGGAGUGGAAAUCAAGAGCUUAAACAUCAAUUGGUUGAGGGGCCAAACAGGACUGGUGAGCCAAGAGCCUGUACUCUUCGACAACACAAUCCGUGCCAACAUAGCCUACGGUAAGGAUGGGGAGGUCACGGAGGAGGAGCUCAUUGCGGCUGCGAAGGCAUCCAAUGCACAUGAGUUCAUAUCAAGCCUUCCCCAAGGAUAUGAUACCACUGUUGGGGAGAGAGGGAUACAGCUAUCCGGUGGCCAGAAGCAGCGGGUAGCUAUUGCAAGGGCCAUGCUGAAAGAUCCCAAGAUACUACUACUUGAUGAAGCUACUAGUGCCUUGGAUGCCGAGUCUGAGCGCAUUGUGCAGGAUGCUUUAGACCAUGUGAUGAUUGGCAGGACCACGGUUGUUGUGGCGCACCGCCUCUCGACGAUCAAAAGUGCUGAUAUCAUUGCAGUUCUCAAGGAUGGUGCAAUAGUAGAGAAAGGAAGACAUGAGACGCUGAUGAACAUCAAAGAUGGGAUGUACGCUUCACUAGUAGAACUUCGUGCAGCAGCAGCAUGAUACAUAGGAUAAGUUUUGGUACUUACCUCUAUUCAUGUAGUACAUCACUACAUCUUACUUGAUCCCAUUUUGUUGCUGUUUAAUUAUGGUACAGUUAUUCUUUAGGACUUGAAGAGGAAUUUGAGAAUUAAGCUAGUGUUUAAUGUAUCUAUGUAGUGUAAAAUUGUAUGCAUUUAGAAGGAAUGCUUCUGUUUCUGUUUUUAAUUUUGAAGUGCCUUUUCCCAUAUCGAUGUGUAAAUGAGUGUAAUUUCUGUUGUAUGCCUGUACCUAAUACCAACAUAAAUGUGAAGAUCAGCUUGCAAAAUUUUAA
Messenger RNA from Brachypodium distachyon (stiff brome), 4087 nucleotides. Its product is annotated as ABC transporter B family member 4. NCBI's taxonomy places the organism in Eukaryota, Viridiplantae, Streptophyta, Magnoliopsida, Poales, Poaceae. The transcript has 12 exons. Gene Ontology annotation, molecular function: ATP hydrolysis activity; ABC-type transporter activity; ATP binding. The coding region runs from base 1 to 3777 and encodes 1258 amino acids. Gene Ontology annotation, biological process: transmembrane transport. Gene Ontology annotation, cellular component: membrane. The record is from RefSeq and is a predicted model, not a curated record.